CUUUCAAUCUCCGCCCCUUUACGGCACGAUGGUCGCACAAGAAUGUGAUAGAGGCUCCGCGGCCGCCAUUUUCUUUCUUUCUUAGCAGUUGGCUGAGAGAAGGUCUGUGUGGAGAGCGGUAGCAGCCACGGUAGGGUAGAGAUGGCAGACUAUUCAACAGUCCCUCCACCCUCCUCUGGCUCAGCUGGCGGUGGAGGCGGCGGCGGCGGCGGCGGAGGCGUUAACGAUGCUUUCAAAGAUGCGCUGCAGAGAGCCCGGCAGGUAAGCCGGGGCCGCGCGGCGGGAUCCCGACGGCUCACGAUUGCAGCAAAAAUUGGAGGUGAUGCUGGUACAUCACUGAAUUCAAAUGACUAUGGUUAUGGGGGACAAAAAAGACCUUUGGAAGAUGGAGAUGGCUCUUGGACAAGUCCGAGCAGUACAACACACUGGGAGGGAAUGCCCUCUCCUUUUAAAGAUCAACCAGAUGCUAAGAAAGUUGCUCCUCAAAAUGACUCUUUUGGGACGCAGUUACCACCGAUGCAUCAGCAGCAAAGCAGGUCUGUAAUGACUGAAGAAUACAAAGUUCCAGAUGGAAUGGUUGGAUUUAUUAUUGGCAGAGGAGGUGAACAAAUCUCACGUAUACAGCAGGAAUCUGGAUGCAAAAUACAGAUUGCUCCUGACAGUGGUGGCCUUCCAGAAAGGUCUUGUAUGUUAACUGGAACACCUGAGUCUGUCCAGUCAGCAAAACGAUUACUGGACCAGAUUGUUGAAAAAGGAAGACCAGCCCCUGGCUUCCAUCAUGGUGAUGGACCAGGAAAUGCAGUUCAAGAAAUAAUGAUUCCAGCUAGCAAAGCUGGAUUAGUUAUUGGAAAGGGGGGAGAGACUAUUAAACAACUUCAGGAACGGGCUGGAGUUAAAAUGGUUAUGAUUCAAGAUGGACCUCAGAACACUGGUGCUGACAAACCUCUUAGGAUUACUGGAGAUCCAUACAAAGUUCAACAAGCCAAGGAAAUGGUGUUAGAGUUAAUUCGUGAUCAAGGUGGUUUCAGAGAAGUUCGAAAUGAGUAUGGGUCAAGAAUUGGAGGAAAUGAAGGGAUAGAUGUCCCCAUUCCAAGAUUUGCUGUUGGCAUUGUAAUAGGAAGAAAUGGAGAGAUGAUUAAAAAAAUACAAAAUGAUGCUGGUGUUCGAAUUCAGUUUAAGCCAGAUGAUGGAACAACACCUGACAGGAUAGCACAAAUAACAGGACCUCCAGACCGAUGUCAACAUGCUGCAGAAAUUAUUACAGACCUUCUUAGGAGUGUUCAGGCUGGUAAUCCUGGUGGACCUGGACCUGGUGGUCGAGGGAGAGGUAGAGGUCAGGGCAACUGGAACAUGGGACCACCUGGUGGACUUCAGGAAUUUAAUUUCAUUGUACCAACUGGGAAAACUGGAUUAAUAAUAGGAAAAGGAGGUGAAACCAUAAAAAGCAUAAGCCAACAGUCUGGUGCAAGAAUAGAACUUCAGAGAAAUCCACCACCUAAUGCAGACCCUAAUAUGAAGUUAUUUACAAUUCGUGGCACUCCACAACAAAUAGACUAUGCUCGGCAACUCAUAGAAGAAAAGAUUGGUGGCCCAGUAAAUCCUUUAGGGCCACCUGUACCCCAUGGGCCCCAUGGUGUCCCAGGGCCCCAUGGGCCUCCUGGGCCUCCUGGGCCUGGAGCUCCAAUGGGACCAUACAACCCUGCACCUUAUAAUCCAGGACCACCUGGCCCUGCUCCUCAUGGUCCUCCAGCCCCUUAUGCUCCCCAGGGGUGGGGAAAUGCAUAUCCACACUGGCAGCAACAGGCCCCUCCUGAUCCAGGCCUCUUUCACUGGAGUAGUUUCAAGGAAGCUAAGGCAGGAACCGAUCCAAAUUCCGCAGCUUGGGCUGCGUAUUAUGCUCACUAUUACCAACAGCAAGCACAGCCACCACCUGCAGCUCCCACUGGUGCACCAACUACAGCCCAAACCAAUGGACAAGGUAACUAUGGUGAUCAACAGAAUCCAGCUCCAGCUGGACAGGUUGAUUAUACCAAGGCUUGGGAAGAGUACUACAAGAAAAUGGGUCAAGCUGUUCCUGCUCCUACUGGUGCUCCACCAGGUGGUCAGCCAGAUUACAGUGCAGCCUGGGCUGAAUACUAUAGACAACAAGCAGCCUACUAUGCCCAGACAAGUCCCCAGGGAAUGCCACAGCAUCCUCCAGCACCUCAGGGCCAAUAAUAAGAAGUGGACAAUACAGUAUUUGCUUCAUUGUGUGGGGGAAAAAUACCUUUGUUAAAUAUAUGGAUGCAGACGACUUGAUGAAGAUCUUAAUUUUGUUUUUGGUUUAAAAUAGUAGUUUUUUUUUUCUUUUGAAAAUGUACAAAAUAUCUAUCACUACUGAUAGGAGGUUAAUAUUUCUGUGUAGAAAUGAAAAUUGGUUUGUUUUUAGUAUUUAGUGUAGAUGUACACAUUCCAGCAAAUGUAUUUGCAACUAUUAUGUGGUCAAUGCUUUGUGAUAUAAAUGUACUUUUUCAAUGUAUACUUUCACUUUUAAAAUGCCUGUUUUGUGCUUUACAAUAAAUGAUAUGAAACCUCCUGUGUCGGUAAGUUGGAUAUGUGGGUAAAGAAUUCAUAAUUUCUUAGCAAUGAUAAAUUAAGAUACAUAUACACAAAUAUAUAAGCUUUCCCCAUGAAAUAUUAAUUGAAUUUUUAAACACUGGCAUGUUUUUUUUUUCCCCUUGCAGUAUAGUAAUAGAUUGGAGGAUCUUUUCCAUUUAUUGUAUUUGGCUGUUUCAGCACAAGUAAUCCUGAUAUCUUCUUUUUUUUUUUUUUCCUUCUGUUUGAUUAAAAACUGCAUGUGUAUACAAUGAUCUUUUGGCAUACUUCCAUUGAAUUAACAGUGAAAUUUCCUUUUAUACAUGACCACUGUUUCAGACCUGUACUGCUGCUAUAACAGUUAACCUUUCUGUUCUUAAUUUGAUAAUUACUUGAUUUCCAAGACUGUUUCAGCAUAACUAACUUUAAACAGUUUUCAGAUAGUGAAUAUGAGUAGUCUGAUAAGAACAGUUUUUUUCAUGUGAAGCAACUCUUUCAAUGUAUACGAUAUUAGUGUGUUUCUUUUUAAAUUAAGGGUAGAAAAGUGAAUAGUUUGCAAAAAAAGUAUAAUAGUUACAGUGCAUCUGCCAUUGAAACAUUAUUGAGAUAUGGAAAUGUUCAAGCUCUUUUCCUUUUUUUUCUUUUUGCAGUAUAGAUAAGCUUUGUUUUGUAAAUGCACAAGUCCAGUCAUUGAAUCAACUUAAUUUUUUUAUGUACUUGAAAUCAUUUUAUUACUCUAUGACACUCAUGCUGAAGUUUUGAUAUUUUGUUGAAAUCCAUUGUUUUACUCUGCAUAUUUGUUGGCUCUUUGCAUAUUAAUAUAUUAGACUACAUGCAAAUACAGUCUGUCUUGCCAUUGUCUGUUGAAGUGCAGGUUUGAUCCAGCCAGUAUAGAACUAGCUCUGUAGGGGUGAGGAGGACUGUGCUGUGUAUCAUCCUUGAUUGUGUUCCUUCAAGGAGCAUUGCACUGUAAGUACAUCAGAAUGACAAAUUGAUGAACUGCAACAGUAUCUUUUUGUCAAUGUUCCACAUAAUGUAAAUGCCAUACUUUGUGUGAAUAUUAUGUUGGAAUACAGUGCUGAUAUCUUGGAAAACCAUAAAUGCUUCUUAAUUUAACAUAGAAUAAUACAUAGGUCUUUUUUUUUAAGUGAGCUCAAUGGGUAAGUAUUUUUUAUAUGCUUUAGCUAUAGCUAAAGAAAACUGAUCAUUAACAAAAUUGAAUAGUAUUACUCAUUGGUGCUCCUAAAAUAUAUUGUUUUUCAGUAUAAUAUAUGCAUAUUUUGUAUAUUAAUAGUGAAAGACUUGAAAUGUAUCAGACAGAAGUGGUUUUCAGUUUGCAAAUAUAUUAAGCAAUGUAGCAGUUUUAACACCAUUUCAUAAAUAUGUUCUUUCAUUGGUAGGGAGCACCAUUUGUUGUUUUGAAUAUACUGUAAAGGAAGAUGUACAAGAACAUAAAUGUUGAGAUUACCUAGGGUAGAAAAUUAGCAGUACAGUUCAUUGUGGAUAUUUUGAAAUGUUUUUGAUUGUUUUAUAGAAGUUAGAGUGACUUCCAUUACCCUUAUGUAGAUAUGGAUAUGUAGCUCUAGUUUGAAGUUUAAUCCUUAGGGAGUUAGUUAUCUGUUAUCUUUAAGAGUAGGGUAUUGACAUGAACAAUUUCAGUAUUUUGCAUGAUACUGUUUUAUAGAUGACCUUUAGGAAAGUGGUACAUUUAUUAAUUAAACUGAAGAGAUAGUUCAGUUAGAUUCAAUAUCAUAACUCACAAAUUGGAGGCUGUUGAUUUUGAUUCAUUUAAACUUUAAAAUCUUUAUUAAUUGCAAACAGUGCAAUUAUUUAUGCUUCACAGUGCCUUCCCAGACCUUCCACCUUAGGUUCUGCUGCAAAAAGCAACAGGUAAGCACAACCUAAGGACAUAUAUAAAUAAAUAUUUCAGUACAUUAAUGUUGUCCCUGUGAGGUUUUUGUGGUUGUGUAUUCAAAAGCAAUCUGCUACUGCUUCCCCAAAAUGUAUCUUGUUAUUUAUGCUACUAUUUCAGUGGAAAGUCUGUAAGUUGUUCAAACAGCUGUUUACAUUUCUAGGUAAUGUUUUUAUUUUAAUUAAACAAGAAAGAAUGAUGAGUAGAUUGCUGCUGUAAUUGAACUACAUCACCCUUUGUAAUCUUUUCCCAUAGAAAAAUUGUUACAUUUAAGAAAAGGCAAUUACAUAGAUUUUAAGAUUUAGGAAGUCACUUGGUCAGAAAGUUCAACAGCCUUCACAAUCUUUUUAAGAUUUAUAGGACAUUUUCUUUGCCCUCCAAAGCUAUUGAGUCUUUGUUUUUUUCUUAUUCUUGAACUAGAGCAAUUCAGUAAGGCCAUUAUGGGUGAGAGUUUUAUUAUGUCUCCUUUUUAGACAGUUUGGGUUUUAUAACUUUUAUAUACACUGAA
Messenger RNA from Myotis brandtii (Brandt's bat), 4994 nucleotides. It is a transcript of the gene FUBP1, whose product is annotated as far upstream element (FUSE) binding protein 1. NCBI's taxonomy places the organism in Eukaryota, Metazoa, Chordata, Mammalia, Chiroptera, Vespertilionidae. Gene Ontology annotation, biological process: regulation of DNA-templated transcription. The transcript is spliced from 22 exons. Gene Ontology annotation, cellular component: cytoplasm; nucleus. Gene Ontology annotation, molecular function: mRNA binding. The record is from RefSeq and is a predicted model, not a curated record. The coding region runs from base 142 to 2217 and encodes 691 amino acids.